AUGUUCUUCUUCAAUAGCAGCAAGCCGUUCGACCCGGAGAGAGACAUCCCAUCGCUCGAGGGCAAGGUGAUUCUCGUAACUGGCGGAAACAUCGGUCUGGGGAAGCAAGCCAUUCUCGAAUUCGCACGGCACAAUCCGCGCCAGAUAUGGCUCGCAGCUCGAAACCUCGAAAAGGCCACGGCAGCGGCGGACGAGAUCCGGGAACAGGUACAAGAUGCGCCAAUCAAGCUUCUGCAGAUGGACCUGUCGUCGCUUGACUCGGUCAAGAAGGCAGCCGACGUCUUUGCAGCAGAGUCGGAUCGCCUGGAUAUCCUCAUGCUCAACGCGGGAAUCAUGGCGUCGGCACCGGGCCUGACCAGGGAAGGCUACGAAGCGCAGUUUGGAACCAACCACAUGGGCCAUGCGCUUUUGACCAAGCUCCUGACACCAAUACUGGAAAAGACAGCCAAAGGGAGCGCCGAUGCCGACGUGCGCGUCGUCUCAUUAUCAUCGGCAGCGAACAACAUGGCACCAACGGGAGGCAUAGUGUUCGAGUCCCUCAAGACCGAGGCCAGCAGCCUGGGCCCACUUGGGCGAUAUGGCCAGAGCAAGCUCGCAAACAUCCUCUUCGCCAGGCAGCUCGCCAAGCAGUAUCCGCACUUCACUGUCUCCGCCAUCCAUCCCGGGGUGGUACAGACGAAUCUGAUCAACGGUGCAAAGAAUCAACUCUGGGCCUCGGUGUCCAAGGAUGUUCAGAGUGGAGAGUACUAUGAGCCUGUUGGAAUCGCCGACAAGUGCAUUGCGCUCGGCAAAGAUGACGACCUGGCUAAGAAGUUGUGGGACUGGACCGAGAAGGAGCUGGACGAGUACAUCAGGACAGGCUCAUCUGUGAAGGGAAAUCUAUUGGGCAAGAUCAAUGACCAGCUCUUCAUCUCCUGGGCCCCAGUCCCUUCAGAUGUGCUGUAUUUUCUCACAAUGAACAGCAGCCUUCUCACAAAGGCCGUGGCGCCUGCGCGGGUCCUGGCGCAAAGCCAAUUUGUCGGCCGGCCAAAGAUUCGGGAAUGCAUUGGCAAAGGUGCACGCAUCCACACAGCUGCGAUUCGCGUCGUCUCCAAAGACAAGUCGAGGCGGAUAACCCUGUCCGGCCCAAGACGAUGCUUCCACGCAACCACGGCUCUUGCUCAAAAGGACCCGUACAAGGCCCUUGGGGUGAGCAAGGGCGCAUCGGCCGCCGACAUCAAAAAGGCAUACUAUGGCCUGGCCAAGAAAUACCAUCCCGAUACGAACAAGGACGCGAAUGCCAAGGAUCACUUCGCCGACAUCCAGUCCGCCUACGAGAUCCUGUCCGACCCCAAGAAACGGGAGCAAUACGAUCAGUUCGGGGCCGCAGGCUUCGAUCCCAGCGGAGGAGGCCCAGGGGGAUUUGGAGGGGGCUUCAACUUUGAGGACAUCUUUUCUGCCUUUACCGGCCAGCAAGGCCCCUUUGGCGGCCGCCGCGGUGGUCGGUCGAACCCGUUUCAGCAAGAGAUACUCGUUGGCGACAACAUCGAGGUGCAGACCAGCGUUUCCUUCAUGGAGGCGGCCAAGGGAGCCAACAAGACCGUCAGCGUCACCCCCUUGGUGUCCUGCGAGACGUGUUCCGGAGGCGGCUUGAAGCCCGGGACGCAAAGGUCUUCGUGCAAAUCCUGCAACGGCACGGGCACGCGUCUGCACUUUGUGCAGGGUGGCUUCCAGAUGGCGUCAAGCUGCGGGACCUGCGACGGAACGGGCUCGACCAUCCCCAAGGGCGCUGAAUGCCGGACGUGCGCGGGCAAAGGUGUCAUCAGGGAGAGGAAGAUAAUAACGCUGGACAUCCCCGCCGGUAUUGAGGACGGCAUGCGCCUCCGAGUCGACGGGGCCGGCGACGCGCCUGUCACGGGUCGAAACGCAGACCCCAACGCCAGAGCCCAGAACGGCGAUCUCUACGUCUUUGUCCGCGUUGCAAAGGACCCGAGGUUUAGCAGAGAAGGCUCCAACAUUCUCUACACGGCCACCAUCCCGCUCACCACCGCCCUGCUCGGCGGGCAAGUCUCGAUCCCGACACUCGACGGAUCGGUCAAUGUCAAGGUCGCGACCGGCACCAACUCGGGCGAAAAGAUUACCUUGUCAGGCAUGGGGAUGAAGCGCCUCGGCUCGAGGAGAGGCGGCCUGGGCGACCUCAAGGUCGAGUUCCGCGUCAACAUGCCCAAGUAUCUCAGCGCGAACCAGCGGGUGCUUGUAGAGAUGCUUGCGGAUGAAAUGGACGACAAGAGUGCCAGGAGGGUCAUGAAUGUUUCCAGCUCGAAACCCGACCCAUCCGAUCCCGAAUCGCACAGAAACGAAGGCUUCUUGAAGCAAAUGUGGCAUACACUGACGAACCACCCAGCCCAUCAAAAAGACGCCAAAGAACAGCCCGCCGCGAGCAAGGAGGACACCAAGCAGAAGAAACCGGAUGACGAGGCUAAAAAGUCGUCUGAAUCCGGCUCCGGCUGA
Messenger RNA from Hirsutella rhossiliensis, 2490 nucleotides. Its product is annotated as dnaJ domain-containing protein. The coding region runs from base 1 to 2490 and encodes 829 amino acids. Gene Ontology annotation, cellular component: cytoplasm. The record is from RefSeq and is a predicted model, not a curated record. Lineage: Eukaryota; Fungi; Ascomycota; Sordariomycetes; Hypocreales; Ophiocordycipitaceae. Gene Ontology annotation, molecular function: ATP binding; heat shock protein binding. The transcript has 7 exons. Gene Ontology annotation, biological process: response to heat; protein refolding.